CACCAGCCAGGCCUGCGGGGUGACGGCCGGCCCGAGCCCAGGGCGCCCUCGGAGGAGGCCCGCGUCCGGGAGAACCGCCUUCACUUCCCCGCCCGGAGGCUCCGGUGGGCACGACCGUGAGCCGACGGGUUCCCGAGGACCGUCCUGUCCUGGCAGCGCCCCUGUGCGCGUGCCCGAGGGCCGGCCCGCUGCUGGGCCGAGCUCGCGGCGCAGCGAUCGCCAAGCCCCCGCGCAUCCUUGGGUCCCAGCCAGCGCUGCGCUGCUGCUUUGCGGGCCCCGGAGCGCACCGUCCCCAAGCAGCGCACCUGCCGGCGGCCCCCACCCACCGGGAGCAGUGGACAUGAGGUUGGCAGGCCCCCUCCGCAUUGUGGCCCUGAUUGUCGCCGUGGGCCUCACCUGGAUCGUGGUCAGCAUCCUCCUGGGUGGACCUGGCAGUGGCUUUCCUCGCAUCCAGCAACUCUUCAUCAGCCCAGACAACUCAGCGACCCCAGAGCCACGAGCCCGGAAGUACAAAUGCGGCCUGCCCCAGCCAUGUCCCGAGGAGCACCUGGCCUUCCGCAUGGUCAGCGGAGCUGCCAAUGUCAUCGGACCAAAGAUCUGCCUCGAAGAUAGGAUGCUCAUGAGCAGUGUCAAGGACAACGUGGGCCGGGGACUGAACAUCGCCCUCGUGAAUGGGGUCAGCGGUGAGCUCAUCGAGGCCCGGGCCUUCGACAUGUGGGCAGGAGAUGUCAACGAUCUGCUGAAGUUUAUCCGGCCACUGCAUGAAGGCACCCUGGUGUUUGUGGCAUCCUACGACGACCCGGCCACCAAGAUGAACGAAGAGACCAGGAAGCUUUUCAGCGAUCUGGGCAGCAAGAACGUGAAGGAUCUGGCCUUCCGGGACAGCUGGGUGUUUGUGGGGGCCAAGGGCGUGCAGAACAAGAGCCCCUUUGAGCAGCACGUGAAGAACAGUAAGCACACCAAUAAGUAUGAAGGAUGGCCCGAGGCGCUGGAGAUGGGAGGCUGCAUCCCGAGGAGGACCGUGGCCGGCUAGCUGGCCGAGCGCGAGGACCAGGCUGAGGGAGGCUGCGUGUGCCAGGGCCAGUGCACGGCUGAGGCCUGAGCCCACGCCCAGCCGGGAGCACCGUCCUGCUCCACCACAUCGGGGCUUCGAGGCAGUGACCGGGGACCAAGUGUGACAGGUGCUGAGGGCUGCAGGGGCCAGCCCCGGCUCACUUUGCCAGGGGAAGCCGGGUACCCAUCUCCUUUGUCCAAAGCUGCUUCCCCGGGGGGAGCCCUAACCUGAUCCCAAGCCCCCGCAGCCACGCACCGGGGCCCGGGGUGCUCGCCCGCCACGCUGCACAGACGUGGUAGUGGCUCUGCGGCAGGUUGGGACAUCCUCCAGAAUCUCUCCAUCCCAGAGCCACCCGCUGCUCUUUGGGCUGAUCCUGUUUCCAGUGUGAUUCCUUCCGAUGCGCCACACCCGGUGGCCGCGUCGGGAAGCCGGCCGACUGCCUGGCUCCUGCCUGCUCCUGCCUGCUCCUGCCCGGCUCCUGCCUGGCUCCGCACGGAGGGGCCUCGGCGCCAGCAGUGAGCCUCAUCACCAUCCUUAGCGCAGCAGACGACGGUUCCUGCAGUUUGCCAGGGGGCCCGCCUUCUAGAUGACCUCUUAAUAAAUGAGUGGCCCCAAUGGA
Messenger RNA from Canis lupus familiaris (dog), 1673 nucleotides. It is a transcript of the gene FAM3A, whose product is annotated as FAM3 metabolism regulating signaling molecule A. The coding region runs from base 341 to 1033 and encodes 230 amino acids. The transcript has 9 exons. NCBI's taxonomy places the organism in Eukaryota, Metazoa, Chordata, Mammalia, Carnivora, Canidae. The record is from RefSeq and is a predicted model, not a curated record.